AUGUUCGGAUGCAAAGAGAAAGCCAGAAGAGCGUGUUCAAACAGUUCUUGCCAUCGAGGCGACGUUCAGCGGGCGCAGCAGGGCCAGUGCCACGAAUUGUCCGAUCGAGGCCACAUCUCGGAACUCACAGGGCAGGAUGGCCUGCCAGAAGCGCCGACCAUGGAUGGGGCAGAUGGACUUGCUAAAAAGUCCCGCGCGGUGGGCCUCUGCGGUUUGCCCCGGGGUAGUGAGGUGUACAGCAGACAGCACGUGGCCACGCGGAACCUGCUCCUGUCGGGGCCGGCGGAGGGGGCGGGGACGAGCGGUGCGCAGGCAGGAUGA
Molecule: messenger RNA, 321 nt
Organism: Prorocentrum cordatum
Lineage: Eukaryota; Dinophyceae; Prorocentrales; Prorocentraceae
Source: the annotation of a GenBank genome assembly